CGCUCUGCACCCCUUUAUGCUUUGACAUCAGCUGUUCUGCCUCCAGAGCAGCAGCAUCCUGCUGAGGACGCAGAAAGGCGCAGACCCGUGGCAUGAUGCUGCUGUUAUUAAUUGUAGCGGGCCUCGGAGUGGUGACAUUACUGGUGAUUUUAUUUGCUCCACACAUCAGGAAAUAUGCAGCAGGAGGAGUGUGUCAGUCCUCAGCUGAUCUGGAGGGGAAGACAGUCCUCAUCACUGGAGCCAACACAGGGAUUGGGAAGGAGACAGCCCUGGAGCUGGCAAUGCGAGGGGCCCGGGUCAUCAUGGCGUGCCGAGAUGUGAACAAAGGAGAGGAGGCUGCGGCCAGUAUACGAGCUGCGAAUCCCAAAGCACAAGUGGAAGUUCGAGAGCUCGACUUGGCAGACUCGUGCUCUAUACGAGCCUUUGCACAGAAAUUCCUUCAAGAGGUCAACCAUCUUCACAUCCUCAUCAACAACGCCGGGGUGAUGAUGUGCCCCUACACAAAAACCAUCGACGGCUUUGAGAUGCAUAUUGGAGUCAACCACUUGGGGCACUUCCUGUUGACGUACCUCCUAAUCGGGCAGCUGAAGCGCAGCUCUCCGGCCCGGAUCGUGGUGGUCUCGUCUCUCGCGCACAACUUCGGCUGGAUCCGUUUCCAUGACCUUCACAGCCAGGGGAGCUACAACAGCGGAUUGGCUUACUGCCAGAGCAAAUUGGCAAACGUGCUCUUUGCCAGAGAGUUGGCGCGUAGACUCAAAGGUACCAAUGUGACGGUGAACUCCGUCCACCCGGGGACAGUGAACUCUGACCUGACCAGACAUUCGACUCUCAUGACGAUAUUUUUCACCGUCUUCUCCGUGUUCCUAAAAACUCCACGGGAAGGAGCACAGACCAGCAUCUACUGUGCUGUGGCAGAGGAACUGCACUCAAUCUCUGGGAAACACUUCAGCGACUGCGCCCCUGCCUUUGUAGCCCCACAGGGAAGAAGUGAGGAGACAGCGAGGAGACUGUGGGACGUCAGCUGUGAGCUUCUUGGCAUCGAGUGGGACUGAUUCAACUUUUAAACCGCCAUCUAUCUCAGUUCUCAAAGGAGUCCUUAUCCUUUCUGUUAUCAUUCAUUUCAUUAUGGUUUUGAUGUUCUGUACUUUGAACGUUUCUUACCUAAUAAGCAGUCAGGUAAUACUGUUAAGAGGUACUAUGAUGUGAAGUUGCUUUUUUGUGUAAUAAUGCAGUAAUUACAUGAUAAUACCUUGAGUAUUUUAGUGUUCAACGACAGCUCUUCAAACCAAAACCACUCAACUAUAUUGUCAUGUAACCACAAAUAACUUUUUGACUCUCUAUUUUUGUGACACAAUGUGAAAACAGUGUAGGCAAAAAAGCAACUUGAUGUAUUGUAAUGCUGUAGGAUACUGUGAAGGGUCAAACCAGGGUAAAUGACCAGCAUCUUUAUCAAGUAUUGUGGGUUUUUUUUAUUAUUUCUCCAGAAUUUGCAGCUAAAUUGCUUGACUUUCGUGCCAGCGUUUCUAAACAAUUGCAGGGGUUCUUACGGUGUUUCCAGGUUGAACAACAAUUAGUAAACUAUCUAAGAUCAGCAUCAGUCUGAGCCAUGAUUACCGCUAGAAUUGCAUAGAUGUAUUUUGUGAUAAUUGUAGUCAAAGUAGAUUAUAAGAAGGUUUUUCUAUGACUAUAAGAUUUUUUUCAUCUGCAUUGCCAAAAACUGCACAUUCCUGGAGGAACUACAGUUUUACAUUUAUAAGGAUCUCCCUACUCAUGUUUCCCUCUCAGCAUUCACAUGCAAGGUUGCCAAGAGUUUACAUUCAGUGUUUUAUACAAGUGAAACAUGCCUUUUACUACACUUACAUUCAUGUUAAGAGUUGAAUGUUUACAAUUGAUGUAAAUAAACAUAAAUAUUAUUAUAA
This is a messenger RNA of Dicentrarchus labrax (European seabass), 1919 nucleotides long. RefSeq names its product retinol dehydrogenase 12 (gene rdh12). The record is from RefSeq and is a predicted model, not a curated record. NCBI's taxonomy places the organism in Eukaryota, Metazoa, Chordata, Actinopteri, Moronidae. Bases 93 to 1052 code for a protein of 319 amino acids. The transcript has 7 exons.